AUGCCCGCCGUCACCAAGGACGUGCCGACAAGGAAGCUUUCAAGAGACGCAAAGAAGGCGCGGAGGAGAGAGCAGAAUCGAAACGCGCAAAGAGCCUUGAGAGAACGAAAGGAGGCCAGGCUUCAUGAGCUGGAGCUCCUGAUCGAGCGGCACAAGCAUGAGCAAAAUUGCAAGGAGGCCGAGAACGAGGGUCUGCAAGAGGUCAUCACUCGCCUUGGUGAAGAGAAUGCUGCCUUGCGCGAACUUGCAAAGCAUAGCGGAGGCCUAGAUGCCUUUGGCUCUCAUGACUCACUACAGUCGGAACCAUCCCCGUCGGUUGCACGUAGCUCAAACUCCAGAGGCGAUGAGGAAAUCGUGAGCGAUGCACCUGAUUCGUCAUGCUCGGACAUGAUGCAGUCGCCAUCUAUGUUAUGUCUGCAAAGGAAAGCCCAUCGGGGUUCUACCGUGCGGCCGCGUGGACACAAACGCGCUUUACUCUCCCCUUCUCCGGUAUUGGCGAAAGAUGGACUUAGCCUUCACGAGGAAGGCCGUUUGGAUAGCGAGCUCACAGCGAAUGUGGAGAAGAUUACAGAAGACGGAGUACUCGCACUCGAAGAACGAGACCUGCGUCAUGGCAUCCUCCAUGCCGAGCGUCAACCGGUCUCAUUCCCGGGACGAUUCUCCGAUGACUUUGUACUCGCGGAGGCAUCGCGGCAGCAAGGUAUGAGAGCGUCACUUCGCAAGAUGCUUGAGGCCUACGGACGCAAAAUGCCGGCCGCCAUGUCCUUAGACAUGUCAGAGACGGGCGCAAGCGGAUCUUCAAUGCCAAAGAAUGUGCUUGACACUACGAACCGCGACGCUCCUGAGGUUGCCGCAACUUCCUCUCAAUUGCCGUUGUCUCGCUUCGGCCCGAGUGACGAUGUUGUCGUCAUGCCAGGCGUGCAUCUCGACUCAUUUGACACGACGCGGGGGUCUCUGUGUCCCUGCCGGCUGCAAGAAGCUUUUCCGAAUAUGCAACACCAUCAGCUCCAUCACGUUGUUCCCAGCGAUUCGUCACUGAACAAUUUUCAGUCAAGGAUCGGCGAUCAAUGCGGCACCGAUAGUCGCGAAAGCGUGUCCGAUCUGACCCAAUUGCUGCCAGACCCUUUCAACACGGCCACUUCAGCUGGCACAAUCAAGAGCACCACGCUCGCUGAUGGUAUCAUUAGAGGCCAGGAACACCACGCAUUGUCUUCAAAGACGACAGACUCGCAGCGUCCGGUUGUUCCAUCCACCUCGACUCAGCCUUCACGUCCUCGGAUUGAACUUGCGUCCUCUUCAGGGCAGGACUCUUCCUUGGCGUCAGCCAUGGGGCACAAAUAUUCUCUUGGCCCUUUCACUCUCAACAUUCAUGGACCUCUUGCAAGACACUCAGCAGCUCAGCUGAGACAAUCUUCCCACCCAUCGCCAUCCUUCUUUGAUGAAGACUCACUCACAUGA
This is a messenger RNA of Tilletiaria anomala UBC 951, 1458 nucleotides long. RefSeq lists its product as uncharacterized. Gene Ontology annotation, molecular function: transcription cis-regulatory region binding; DNA-binding transcription activator activity, RNA polymerase II-specific. The transcript has 2 exons. Gene Ontology annotation, cellular component: RNA polymerase II transcription regulator complex. The record is from RefSeq and is a predicted model, not a curated record. The coding region runs from base 1 to 1458 and encodes 485 amino acids. NCBI's taxonomy places the organism in Eukaryota, Fungi, Basidiomycota, Exobasidiomycetes, Georgefischeriales, Tilletiariaceae.